This is a messenger RNA of Danaus plexippus (monarch butterfly), 1488 nucleotides long. RefSeq lists its product as uncharacterized. The transcript has 5 exons. The record is from RefSeq and is a predicted model, not a curated record. Lineage: Eukaryota; Metazoa; Arthropoda; Insecta; Lepidoptera; Nymphalidae. The coding region runs from base 92 to 454 and encodes 120 amino acids.
GACGUCUCGAUGCCAACAAAUUGACCCGAAUGCGAUAAACUACGUAAAUUCCAUAAAAGAUAAUUUUAACACGGCGUCAUUUUAUAUCGUAAUGAAUUCUUAUUAUAUUUUUACAUACACUCGGGACAUGAUGGACGAUCGACGUUGUGUUAAAAUUUAUCCAAUAUUUUUAAUAAUGCUGAUAACAAUCGCUCUUUCCAGAAUUGUUGAAAGCAAAUCGGCGAAUAAGGAGGAAGCUUUAGGUUCGAAACACAUAGAACAGGUAAAUCGGUUUAAAAGAGGUGCCACAAAUAUUAUUAAUUCCGUUGAAGGUUUAGUUACGGGUAUUUUGGACUCCACUUGGGGGCAUAUUGCGCGGGUUAAAAAAAUACCAAAAGAAGAAAAUGUGAUUUACGGCGGAGGAAACAAUAACGAAAAUACAUUUGUAUUGGAUUAUGAAUAUGACUACCAGUAAUGAACUAUCGAUAGUUCAAAGUAAGAAGUAUAAAGAAAUUGUCAUCUUAAUAUUUACGGAAAAGGACAUUUUGCUCGUUUUUAAUGAUGUUCACUUACUUUGGAGUUGGAAGUAGUAGUAUCAUCACAUAUUUUUUUACCACAUUCAUGUAUUGUUUUGUAUUUAUAGUGACUCGAGUCUAUUCAUGAAUUUAUAUUUAAUUGUUACGAUAUUAUUUUUGUGGUAACGAAUUCAAAGACUGUAAUUAUUUUUGGUUAAAAUGAAAUGAAUAUAACAGUAUUUAGAUUUCUAAAACCUUUCAUAACACUGGUUAUUUCAUUUGAUAUAAACUAAUCAUUAAAACGCUAGAAAUUUAAAAUUCUUAGUUGCAUCUUUUUAAAUAAUUGGUCAAAUUUUGUUUUACAUAGUAAUUGUGCAUAGUAAAAUUAUUUUAAGUGAAAAAACUAUAACUUAAAAUCUGCAUAACAUCUUAUGGCACAUUCAUUUAAUUUUUAUAUAAUUUAAAUAUAUUUUCAUCAAUUCAUAUGUUAGUUAUAGAUAGAAUCAUUGCCUAUUAAUGUAUAAGUGUAGACCUGAGCAAAUGUUUUUACAUUUUCUAUUUUUAAAAAUAAUUCUAAGCAUUUUAAAAUCCAGGUUAUUUUUUCGCAUUAUGGGAAUAAAAUAAUUAUUCUGGUAAGUAUGUAUUUUUCCUCUUUUAGCUGAAAUAGUAGGAAUUGGGGCAAAUUUACCGACAUCAUUUAUGAUUUAUCGCUAAAUUUUUUUUUACCUGGCUUUAUUUUUUUGCAAAAUCAAAAGCAGAUUUUACUUACUUUUACCGAGUCAAAAAAAACUUUGCAUACUUUGAAAUACGUCGGGUCAAUGAAAUUUUUUUUUUGUACCAAAUUAUGUCCUAUGUUAUGCAAUCGCUCACAAUCUUGAAUUUGUUAGACUAGAUCAUAAGCAGUUUCAUCUUCUGUACCAGCAGUUUAAACGUCUUUUAGUAAUAAAUACAUAUGACAAAUUAAUAAAUGUUAAUUAAUUUAGUUUUUCGGUCA